Molecule: messenger RNA, 2107 nt
Organism: Anthonomus grandis grandis
Lineage: Eukaryota; Metazoa; Arthropoda; Insecta; Coleoptera; Curculionidae
Exons: 2
Coding region: 1-1227 (408 amino acids)
Source: RefSeq, a predicted model, not a curated record
AUGGAGGAAAAGAUAGACAAAUUGGAGCGAAUUUUGUUUAAGCUAAAACAAAAGCAUAGGCACCGUGAGCCGCGUGACUGCAAAAAGAGCGGGAAGAAACGCCGUGAGCGUAUGAAAAGUAAAAGCCGAAAACGCCGUGAGCGUUGGCCAGUAAAAAGGCAUGCUAGUUCUUCCAGCCGUGAGCCUGGGGAACCUUCAAAAUUUCGCCGUGAGCGUUACACUACUCCGAGUGAUUCAUCUGAGUCUGAUCUAGAGAAUCAAGAGAACUGCGCAAACUAUAAUAAUGCGAGCGAUUCUUCCGAAUCCUAUUCUAGUGCCACUUUAAGUAGAAGUGCGCCCGUGAAGAAGAAGCGCAGGCGCAUAAUUUCUUCUGACGACAGCUCAGAAUCAGAAAAUAAAGAUGAGGUUUCUGAUAUUCCAAGGAACAACUUAGACAGUGAUCUUUUAGAAUUACUGGGAUCUAACGUCGCGCAAGUUGAUGCUGGGGGGCCAGAAAUACAUAACAGUUUAGUAGAAAGAUGGUCUUCUAUUUUGAUAAAGGGUUUAAGCCCUGAAGAACGUAACAGCCUAAUAGGCGAUUACCCGAUUCCCACUAACUGUGAUUAUUUAAACGCUCCCAAAUUAAAUGAUGUUGUAGCAGCGGCAAUUUCUGACUCAGCUACUCGCAGAGACAUACGUCUUUCGUUGCUUCAGACACAAGUAGGCGCAGCUGUAACCGCAAUAGGAAAUUCAUUGACUUCUCUGUUAAAGGAGGGAGGGGAGGGAAAUAAGGUCCUGGUUAAGCAACUGAGCGACGCUGGUAGAUUAUUGGCCGAUUUGUUUCAUAGCGAAUCUCUAUCUCGGCGGGACUUGAUUACAAUGUAUCUGAACAAAGAUAUAAAAGAAACAUUGGAUAAAUCUGCAAUUACUUCUUUCCUUUUUGGCGACAACUUGGAGGAAAGAAUUAAAUCUUCGAAGAAUAUUUUAAGAUCAAGUCAAGAUCUGAAGGUUAUCAGACCUAAACAGAACCUGAAACAUUUAAACUACAAAGGCCUGCCCAGGUACUCAGGUGGGACUCUCCAGAGCAGGCCAACGUCAGCUUACACCCCGCAUCGUCGCCAGCCCCAGAGCAGCAGGCAGUUUGCGAACAACAAACAGUAUCACACCCAAAACAAACAUCGCCAGCAACAACGCCGCAAGAGCCCCAAUUCGAUCCCCUCCACGAGCAAGAGAGACAACAGAUUUUAGAACUUAAGGACCCCACAUCCUCUUUGCCAUCAGCUUACCCUGGUUGUCGGCCGCUUAUCCGGCAAGCUUUACGAGGACAAGGAAUCCCGGAGGAUUCCAUAAAUAUUUCUCUAGCCUCAAUUACUCCGUCCACUAUUAAGCAAUAUAAUGGUGGCUUGAAGCUAUGGUGGAAUUAUUGCCUCGAACAAAGAAUAAAAGUGUUUUCAGUCACGGUAGAACACUUAUUAAAAUUUUUGACUUUUCAUUUUCAUAAAGGUGGUUCUUAUGGAACGUUAAAUUGUUAUCGUUCUGCGAUUGCGCAAUUAGUAGGUAAGGAUAAUAUAAUAAAGGACUUUAGGAUAAGACGUUUUUUUAAAGGUGUUUAUGGAUUGAGACCAAACCACCCAAAGUACGAUUCAACUUGGGACCCCUCGAUUGUCUUAAAUUUCCUAGAGAAAAUGCCGCUAAACGAUUUUAGUUUAGUACAGAUAACCUACAAACUAGCGGCCUUAUUGCUUUUGGCUACGGGGCAGCGGGUACAAACUAUAGCGAACAUCGAGAUAUGCAAUAUAGUUAACACAAGGGAAGGUAUAAAUAUAAAGAUCCCCUGUAGACUAAAAACUUCGGCACAUAAUAGAAACCAACCAAAUAUUAAUAUUCCUACCUUUAAUAAUAAGAAACUUUGUUUAGCACAUACAAUUAAUAACUAUUUAUCUUUUACUGAAGGAUUGAGGGGCACUCAGGCAAAUAACUUGUUCAUUACACUUAAGAAACCCCAUAAGAACGCAUCUGCACAAACAAUUGCUAGAUGGGUUAAGAAAGUUCUAGAAGCAAGUGGGAUAGAUACAAGCGUAUUUACGGCCCACAGUACACGGCACGCAGCGACCUCAAAGGCUGCUAG